Molecule: messenger RNA, 1003 nt
Organism: Daphnia pulicaria
Lineage: Eukaryota; Metazoa; Arthropoda; Branchiopoda; Diplostraca; Daphniidae
Product: extensin-2-like
Exons: 3
Coding region: 1-648 (215 amino acids)
Source: RefSeq, a predicted model, not a curated record
AUGCAAUUAGUUCGCAAUCAUGAUAUCAAAGCACAACAUUACUCAACAUCAACCAACGCUGCUCCAGCUUACUGCACCAAGUCUCCAAAGUACUACACCACCAAGGCUUCAGAGUACUACACCACCGAGUAUACUGUCCCAGCCUACUACACCGAUGCUUCAGCUUAUUUCAAUGACAAAGCGGUCGAGUACUACACCGAACCACACAAGUACUACUCUGGCCCGAAGUACACAACCACAGCUGAGGCGGUCAAGUACUACGUAGCCCAGACUUACAACACAGCAGCUGCUCCUUCGUACUACGUUGAACCGAAUGAUUACACCGAGGCUCCAGUUUACUACACAACCUACGCUACACCUAGAUACUAUGACGAAGUCCCCAACUACUUCACCGAAGAGGCCACAUAUUACACAACCAGGUACACUGCCCCAGUUUACUACACUGAGGAACCCAAGUACUACUCUGCUCCAAGCUACUACAAAACUGAGGCUCCUGUUUACUACACCAAGCCACCGAGUAUUAGAACCAAAUGCCUCAAAAAUAACUGCUCCGAGUUACACCACCAAGGCAGCGGAGUACUACACCACCAAGGCAGCGGAGUACUACACCACCAAGGCAGCGGAGUACUACACCACAGCAGCUGGUAAUUCGUACUACGUUGUACCGGAAUGCUAAACCGAGGCUCCAUUUUACUACACUACAACCUGCGCUUCUCCCAGUUACUACACCACCGAAGGCAACUGCGUAUUACAUCACUUCUUACGCUGCUACCACCUACUACACCGAAGCUCCGAAGUUUUACUCUGUGCUGAGUUACCACACCAUUAAGGAAGCCGAACAUUACACCACAAACGCUUCCGCAACUUACAACAUGGAGAUUUCUAAAUGCUAGAUCCGGAAUUUCUAUUUGAUUUUAUUUAGAUAUGUCGGUUGUCUUCAUGGUUAUUGGUCAUUGAGAAUUAAAAUUGUUGAUUGAGGAAAUAAAAUUUCUAAUGCCGGUAA